Molecule: messenger RNA, 3861 nt
Organism: Topomyia yanbarensis
Lineage: Eukaryota; Metazoa; Arthropoda; Insecta; Diptera; Culicidae
Product: patj homolog
Exons: 2
Coding region: 584-2776 (730 amino acids)
Molecular function (GO): protein binding
Source: RefSeq, a predicted model, not a curated record
GCUAUAUUUGAUCGAACCGUAAUGGAUAACCUGUUGGGUGAAAGUCGCUGCCGAUUACAAGCAGUAAACUUAUUUAGAGGCUAGGCGAGGUUAAGGAAAAUUGGGAAAAGUUUUACCAAUUGUCAAACUAGUGGGUUCAGUUGAGGAAAACGUAAUUACGAAAGUUGCUGUGUAUAACGAGAAAAAAGUGUCAGCCUUUGUAAGGUAUGCAAGGAUUGCUAGUGUACAGGAAAAGAAACGAAAAAGGAUUCAUGUGAUCCAAGGAGCAAACAUCAAUGUUAAUAUGGGAAUAUCUCUGGCGGUCUAGUUUCAAGUGGUUAUAUGCGUGAAAGAAAGCAACAGUGUUGUAUGUGAUACCAAACCUACCGAUGGUAAAUAACCAGCAAAAGGAUUACAUUUCAACGUAGGACAGCAAAAUUUAGUGUCCUUCUUUGAUUGUUCUGAUUUCGAUGCAAAAAGUGAACACUCGUUUCGUGCUACGCGAAUAAAGAGAAAAGAUUUUCAAACGCACGCUGAGUUUCGGCCCUAGUCGUCAAAAGAUUAUGCAAUUUCCCAAAACCAACGAACGGUGUUGGUUGACAUCAUGGUGCUGAGUACCGAAUGGUCCCAGGUGGAAAUAAUUGACCUCAUCAACGACGGCAAUGGGCUCGGCUUCAUGCUGGUUGGAGGUCGAAGCACCGGAGUAGUUAUCAAAGCGCUGAUUCCUGGAUCCGUAGCCGAACGCGAUGGACGACUGCAGAGCGGCGACCACGUGCUACAGAUCGGCGAUGUUAAUCUGCGUGGUUUUAGCUCGGAACAGGUGGCAACCGUAUUGCGACAAACCGGACAUCAGGUUCGUAUAAUAGUGGCUCGUCCGGUGGAACCUACCUCACCGGACUAUCAGGCUCUGGCCAGCCAUGCACCAAUCAUACCCACCAAGAUGCUGACCGAUCCGGAAGAGCUUGAUCGAACCCUGCUGCAAACGGCCGGUUACACGUCGGGAGCGUUUCUACAAUCGCCCGUUGAGGAAGUGGAGGAACUGUGUCAGACCCAUAUCGAAGUGGUCGCGGUGAACAAUACAAUAAAUAUCGAUAGUAAUAGAAUAGCACUAAUUUCUCCGUCAUCGAUAUCGAUCCCACAAGUGCUUAGUAAGCCCUCACUAGAACUUGAUCAUCAGCAGCAGAUGCCACCGCCACCAUUGCAACCACCCGAUCCUCAGGACUAUGUCGAUCUCCCGGAGACACCCGAAACGGAAACCUACGAAGUGGAGCUAAGGAAGAAUGUGUACGGUCUUGGCAUUACUGUGGCUGGUUAUGUAUGUGAAGAGGAAGAUCUUUCGGGAAUUUUUGUGAAGAGUAUUAUCGAGGGUAGUGCCGCGGAAAUGAGUGGUAAAAUUCAAAUCAAUGAUCGCAUAGUGGCAGUCGACGGCAAGUCAUUGAGUGGCGUAACCAACCACCAAGCGGUGGAGCUUCUUAGGAAUACGGAUAUUGCUGUGAAACUGUCACUAGAACGGUUUCUGCGUGGUCGAAAAUAUGAGCAUCUACAGGUGGCAUUGAUUGAUACAAGUUCCGCGAGUACACAUGCUGCGAGCAAUUCCCAAUUGUCACAGUAUCAGCAUCGGUGUUCGAUUGUUCAGUCACCUUCGGUGACAACGUUGUCAAUUUGUUUGGCAAAGUCGGAUGCGGAUUCCAUGGUAACCGAAUGUGGGGACUGUGGAAUCGAACCGGAGAUGGAAUCAGCUACCACGUUUGACUCGAAUGUGUUCCUUCUGGAAAAUGGUGACUGUAGUGAGAAUGGUUUGUAUGAAAAUGGGGAUAUUAUCGCGGCAAUGGCUGCGUCUGCAGCCGCUACACCGAUGAGAGAAAACAUGGAUUUAGUGCUUGAUAUGCAGGGUGAUGUUAUACGCAGUGCUUCACAGCUUGUCACUCCAAUCGUGGAAUUAAACCCGGUAAUUGAGAUGUGGCAGAGACAGAUUCCUUGUAGUCAGGUGAUAUAUGCCGAUAUACAGAAGCUGUCCGGGUUGGGGAUUAGUUUGGAAGGCACGGUUGAAGUGGAAGGUGGUGUUGAGGUACGUCCUCAUCAUUAUAUCCGAUCAAUUUUGGAGGAUGGUCCUGUUGGACGAGAUGGAACACUGAAGCCGGGUGAUGAGUUGCUACAGGUCAACGAACAUCGUCUGCAGGGGUUAAAGCAUAUCGAAGUGGUAAAGAUCCUUAAAGAACUUCCCGCGAAAGUGAGAGUGAUUUGUGCUCGCGGUUCUUCCGCACCAACUGUGAUCAAUACUUCCCAAAAUGCGGAGGCAUUCGAAGCACGCAGUCUCCUGGCUGGCGGUCUUCAAAGUCUUCAAAGCUUGCAAGGAAUUCUGACAAAAGCCCAGUCAGAGAGUUCGCUGUACACAUCUAGUACGGCUACACUGACCGACCAGCAGCGUUCCAAAUCCGUGGAACAGGUGUCCGGUUUGGCCUUGUGGACCAAUGAGGUAAUCUACUGUGAAAUUGAGAAAACGGAACGCGGUUUCGGGUUCUCAAUAUUGGACUACCAGGAUCCGUUGGAUACGGAAGGUACGGUGAUAGUGGUGCGAGGUUUAAUCCCUGGAGGAUCGGCCGAAGCCACGAACUUUAUCUUUCCCGGUGACCGACUGGUCUCGGUGAACGAACAUAGUCUGCAGGGGGCUACGUUGGAUCUAGCGGUGAGUAUACUGAAAGGAAUUCCUCUCGGAACGGCACGAGUCGGACUGUGUCGACCGCUGUCGACGUCGGAUAACAAUCUGUCAUCUACGCCGGAGACUCCCACCACAUAACUACAGAUAAUUGAUCUGUUUUUCGAGCUUGACAUCUAGCAAACGGGCGGCAAGACUCGGCACAUUGACCAAAAGCAGAUCAGUUUAGUUCGAACCGGUAGGAUAUGUUUUGUUGUCGGUUAGAUUAACAUAUGAUCUUGAGUGCGCUGUUGAAAUUUUGAUUACGUCAAACCUGUGCCGUAAGAGCUUUGGAUUAGACUAAUUUGACCGCGUUCUGUUUGUUGAGUUCUGCACCAGCGAAAAAAAAUACUUGGGUACCAAGGAAACAUUCCAUUAUGCAUAAUAUUAGAAAAACGAAGUAAACAAGAGAGAAAGAGUAAAGAAAAAUAAAUGUUGAAGGUGUAGGGGAGAUACAAUCGAGUAGAAUUCUAAACGCUAUUGUCAUUGCCUCAUUUAGUAACAUUGCGGAGUAGAAAUAAAGGAAUUAGGCACAUCGAAUAUUGUCUCAUGUCAGGGAUUCGAUCUGCUAUCAAAUAAUUAGUUUAUAUGCUUAAUAAUGAAGUCUUCGGCGCGUUUUUAGAAUUUAGUGAAACUCAGUUUUUGACUUUUAAAUCAAAAACACGGUGGUGCAAAAUUAAAAAUAUUGAACUACAUUUUAAGUGAUUUAGCAAAGGUUGUAGUUCUGGUCAACUGCAACACAAAGCACAUUUUUUCAAUUUAAUAUACACACACACUUAAAUAAUUGAAAAAUUGGUUGAAAAUAACCGCGUAACACGUAACUAGGGAUUUCCCUAUGGUUCGGGUUCCAACUUGUCCCUGUCCGGCAGACACUUUUUGACAGGGCGGCCCUCUACUAGAAUUUCCGAUUUUCUUACAUAAACAAACAAAAGGGAAACCAAACAAAUAUAUAAAUUUAUCGGCUAUUAUUCCUUCACAAGACCACUUCACUGUUCACCCACUGCUGCGGGCGGAAAGGCGGUUGGUCUCGUCCGACCCGCCGGGACAACAGCGGCCGAGUUCUCCCGGUAUUAUUGUUGGCUGUUCCGGUAGCGGUCCUUAGCGGUUAGCUAGGAAAGUGAGUAAGGCGCUUUUGCAGGACUUCCCUAGCGACUGGUCGAAUAAUCGUCGGACCACUCACUUCCCGU